Caenorhabditis elegans is the source of this 2182-nucleotide messenger RNA. RefSeq names its product RING-type domain-containing protein (gene par-2). Bases 15 to 1901 code for a protein of 628 amino acids. The transcript is spliced from 11 exons. NCBI's taxonomy places the organism in Eukaryota, Metazoa, Nematoda, Chromadorea, Rhabditida, Rhabditidae. Gene Ontology annotation, molecular function: ubiquitin protein ligase activity. The record is from RefSeq and is marked reviewed.
UUUUCAGCCCAAAAAUGACGGAUUUAGACACUUCAUCCGCUCAAAUACGGGCUUCGCAGAGCGAUUUAUCGAUUGCCAACUCAUCGCCACGUCUGCUGGAGUCCAACGCAACUACUUCUACAGCGUGCAUCAACGACGUUCAACAGCCGGUUCGACGCGAUUUGAGCUCGGAACUCCUCUGUCCACUGUGUGAUCAGCUUUUCGACAGGCCCGUAAUGGUAACAUGUGGGCACUCGUACUGUGAGCCGUGCAUCGAACGACAUACACGUGAUACGAGAGCCUGUGUAAUCUGUAAACUCGACGUUGGACCAUUUGCAGCGAUGAUUCCCAGCAUUACACUUGAUAAUAUGGUCCGAAAAUUGAAAAACCAGGAGAAUAUCGAGAGCAGCUACGACGAUUUGUUCAUUUGUGAGGAAAAGCUCCAAAAAGCGCCAACACCACCAAUUUCGGAGGAAAUUCCGGCUCAAAAAAUGACGAGAAGCCUGUCACAACGGUCUAAACGACGCUUAUUCUUCUCAAUUGCGGGCCCAACGAUUUGCUCGAGCCCAAUCACCCCACACCGCCGUCGCCCACUGUCGCCAAGUGCUCGUCCCGCCAAAAGUUCUCUGAAAAUCCCGCCGGAGCCGCUGAACCACUCGCUCUCACCUCCAGGAUUCCAUAACAGUCACCACCACCGAGACGAUUCUCUGGUGCUCGCCGGCGGAAAUUUCCGCCGAAAUGGAUUCGGCCGACGUUCGGAACGCUUCACCGCCGCCACCACCAGUGCACAAAGUUUUGCUGAAAGUUCGCAGAUUUCCACUGGAAAUUCGUCGAAAAUCGAUGACGAGUCCGACGGGACAAAGCUGAAGCGCAACUCGUUCCUUCGUAGAUCACUCAACGCGUUUCGCUCGAAAAGCUCCGGCAAAGAGCAAAAGAGCUUCCGAGUUUUUGCUCAGAUCCCUGAGCACCCCACGGAGCACCAUGAUGUUCCAGAAGGAGACGUGGAGCAUUUGCUCCCAGAGAAGCCGACCAAAUCCAGCAUAAGAUCGCUCUGGAAGCGGCUUUUCAUGCCGAAAAAGGUGUCAAAAGUGUCGCCAGCGGCCGUCCAGCUGCUGAGCCAAUCGCCCAGCACCACUGACGAACGGAGCCACCACCACACCACAAUCUCAUUUGUUCGGCUCGAAAAUGAGCACGACGAUCCGGAAUAUGAUGAGCCGUUGCAAUUGUCAAAGUUCUCGGCUCUCGGCUAUUAUACUGGAAUAGGCCGGAAGUUUGAGCGUGUCGCAUCGGGCUGUGAGAUUACGCUCGUCGUUUUUGGACACUCUGGAGCCGGAAAAACCACUUUUGUUCGCGCGAUUCGUCAACUAUUCCUGGAGGGCACCGACCGUAUUCGCAUAAUUCCGAUCGCCGAGCGAUAUCGGCUCGCUGGAAUCGGAAUGAUGCCGUUCCCGGAGGGAGAUAACCGUCUUCCGCACAUCGUUUCGAUGGUGCUCAACAACGACGAGACUGACAUGGAAUACGUGCUGGACAUUAUCGAUCCGGAAUAUGAUAAUUCGAAUCUUCCGCAGGCAUAUAUGGACGCCUGUGACGCUGCCUACCUACUCGUCGACACCCGGAACCCGGCUUCAAUACUGUCGGCUCAUCAGAUUCAUCGAAAUAUGAAACAUGCUCAGCACAUUCAUGUGCAAUGUGAAAUGCUUAUGAACGUCCCAUCGGAGGCUUCAGGCCAAACACGUGUACUUUCUGCAAAUGCACUCGAAACUACGAUGAAAACGAUACCGAUUCGUGAUGUGUGUGCUAAUCAACUGGAUAAAGGAGUCGUGGAAGAGAUGCUCCUCUCAAUUUGUGAACGUGUAACGACCGCCCGUAAUCCUCAAACUCCCACGUCAUCACCCAUUGCCACGUCAUCAUCACCGUCAUAGAGGAUUACGGUAGCACUACAGUACCCCGCAGCCCCGCCCACGCAAAGAAAAUGUGUUUAAAUAUUCUAUUCUAUUUCUAUUUUUAUUUAUGAUAUUUAUCGAUUUUUUUCUUCCUAUUUAUAUAUUUUUUUAAUUGAUUUUUCGCGCCUCCCCCACGAAUUUUAAGCAUUUUUUUUGUACUACGGUAGUUUUAGCCACCACGACCCCAUUUUUCACGUUAUUUUUUCUGUCUGUGUGUGUGCGCCUUUAAAAUUAGAGAUAAAAUUGAUUGUAUUACUAGA